AUGGUAUCAAAUUUAUUGUUAUAUAAUUAUAGAAUAGCAAACUUAGUAAAAGGUCUAAAAAGAGUCUCUUGAUAGAAGAAACUUAAAGUAUUUUUAAUAGAAAUUAUGUAGAUAAAUAAAGAAGUGAAGAAUAGACAGAAUCAAUAGUAAAGAAUGUUAGAAAUGGUGAUGCUUCAAAUCCAGAAGUGGUUAUAAUAGGAGAAGGCGAAUUAUAAAGGAUGAAAGUAAGAAGAUUUAUAUUAUAUAUUUUCAGAAUAAUGCAAUAAUUACAACAAAAGAAGAACAAUUAUACUAAAAGAAAUUGCUUGAGGAAUAGAAGGAGAAGUAGAUGGCUGCUGCCAAAGCCAAAAAAUAAAGAAUGUUGCAAAUGGAAGAUGAGAAAAAAAAAUAAGUUCCUUUGACAUCAUAAUAGGAGGAGGAUAAAGUUGUAAAAGAUUCACUACUUGGAAGAGUAUUUGUUGAUUCUAAUUAUAUUUUAGGCAGCAGAAAUAAUGAAUGAAUAGAUGAAUGAUGUUAAGGAAAUGAAUAAGAUGGUUAUGUAUGCUAAAUGUGUAACUGUUCGAGAUAAGCAAUUACAAGAGAAAAAAGAAUUGAUUAAUCAAUAUAAGGUUUAGGAAAAGAGAAAAGAUUUAAUGAUGGAAAUAGAAAGAUUGAAAUCAAUUAAAUAUCAUGAAGAAAAAGAUAAAUAAAGAAAAGUUGAAUAAAAAUAAGGUCAUGAUAUUAUAAUUGAAUAAAUUAAAGAGAGAGAAUUAAUUAGAUUAAAAGAUAAAGAAGAAUAAGAAAGAGAGGGAUAAGUUAUGUUAAAAAAGAUAAAGUAAUUAUAAUAAGAGGAGUCUUAAAAAGCUAUGCAAAAGAAAGUAUCAUAAUAAAAGGUUCAAGAAGAAAUUUUAGAAGCUAAUGAAAGAGCUAUUUUUAGUAAAAGAAAAAAGAAAGUUAGAGGAAAGGGAAGAAGAAGAAAUGAUAGUCAAAUAUAAUUUACAAAAAGCAUAGAAAGAAGCUGAACUUUUAGAAGAGUAAAGAAGGAUUAAGGAAGAGAAAGAACGUGAUGUAUAAAGAUUGAGAGAAAUGCAAGAAAAAGCAUCAGAUAGAUAAGCUGAAUUAGAUGCAUUAAGAGCAAAAAGAGCUAUGGAAUAAAAUGAAAGAUAAGCAAGAGAAAAAGAAAGGAGAGAAGCAGAAUUUAAAAUGAAAUUAAAUCACGAUGUUCAUGAAGCAAGAAAAUUAUAAUAGUAUGAAAAAUAAGAAAGAUUAGAAGAAUAAGUAUAAUUUAAUAAUUACUAAUAUAGGCCAGAUUGGAAAGAGAUGAAUUUUAAAGAGUUAUUUAAAAAUAAAAAUAAGAAAGAGAAAAUGAACUUAAGUUGUUACAUGAUAAAGAAGCUCUUGUUAAAAAGCAUGCAGAUGAAUUAAGAAAGUAAAUUUCUUUGAAUGAAGAGAAAAAGAAAUAAGAGGAAAGAGAUAAGUAAUUCCCUCUUAAUAAGUUAGAUUAGAAGAAGGCAAAAAGAUUAGAGAUAAAAUGUUAAAUGAAAAAAAACUAUUAGAAAAUAUCAAAGAUACAAAAUUAAGAACCUUAAAUGAAAAUGGAAUUGCUGAUAAAUACAAAGCCGAAUUAGCUAGAAAAAAAAUCAAUAUAUUAAUUUGA
Molecule: messenger RNA, 1636 nt
Organism: Paramecium pentaurelia
Lineage: Eukaryota; Ciliophora; Oligohymenophorea; Peniculida; Parameciidae
Source: the annotation of a GenBank genome assembly